This is a messenger RNA of Aureobasidium pullulans EXF-150, 1094 nucleotides long. RefSeq lists its product as uncharacterized. The record is from RefSeq and is a predicted model, not a curated record. Bases 73 to 876 code for a protein of 267 amino acids. NCBI's taxonomy places the organism in Eukaryota, Fungi, Ascomycota, Dothideomycetes, Dothideales, Saccotheciaceae. The transcript has 3 exons.
GCAUGAUUCAAAAGAGUCUUACACUGGCGUAAAACAUCACACAAAGGCGUUGGUGCAAAAACAUUAUCAAUCAUGCUACUUUUCCAGUACUCUCUCUACGUGGCUCUGUUCUCCACCUUCGGUAUCGCUAUUGCGAACCUGGGCAUCACAGGUUAUCUGCUUGCUCUAGUACGGGAUCCAAACACUGCAAGGCGUCAAUACUAUGUCCUAGUGAAUCCCGUGCUCCGUGUACUCUCACCAAUGAGCAUUUUGCCAGGGUGGAUUCUCGAGGAGAGUUCAUGGUUCACUCUGGCAACAUCAAUGAUCACCAUCGUUGAUAUACCAAUAAUCGGGUUCGUCCUCUGGCGGCGACAGCGUCUGGGGAGCAACGACAGGUCCGACAAACGAUACUUCGCAUGGUUGGCCAUCUGUUGUCUUGUUACCAUCAACCUGAUCAUGAGCAGCUCUGCGUUGGCCUGGACCGCUCGCGAGAACCAUGGGUACCAUGAUCUUGAUCCGAUAACUGAGGGUUUUGAUAUCAACGCACCAACCUUCGGGCCAUACUAUCGAUACACCAGCUCGGUUGGGUUUACUCUUGCAUCGUUCAGCUGUUCCCUCGCCGAGGUGGCAGUCGGAGAGGACACCUAUGCUCAUCACUUGUGUCAUAUCGCAAGAACUCCGUGCAAGUUUCUCAUUGCUCAAAUAGCUUUAAGUGGAGCAGUAUUACUGCUGGCAAUAGGACUUUGGAAAUUUCCAAAUGUUGACUCGAUAAUUGAUGGGCCAGAAAAAGCGUCAGGAGAAACAAAAGCAAUUGGUAUCACAUGCGAGGAGACGGAGAUGGGGUCGAAUCUUGCAACAGCACGACGAGUAUCGGGAACUUGCAGGCGCACUGACUGAUCUCUAAUGGUUAUAAGAGCAUGAGAAGUGUUUCUGAAAAUACGAUCGGUCACAUUGCCAACAGUUGUUGUUGUUGUUGGGGAACAGAAUGUCGAGAAGGAAAGAGGUUUGGGUCAUUCACGCGCAUCAUGAGCGCGACUUCCCCAAAUCGACGUCAUCGAGUGUCGGAUUUCAAAGAGCAACUCGAUAGUUUCUGCCAUCCACAACUCAACACCACC